AUGCGAUCUUUUGUGGCUUGUUUUCGAACUCUUCCACAUAAAUUACAGUCGAAAUUACUAAUCUACCAUCAAGAUGUUGCCAGGGAAUUAAUUAUGACAAAAUACCUAAAUGGUUCCCAAAAUGCUGUUAAUAAAUUAGCGCUCGUCAUCCCACAGUACUUUAUACAGGAGAUUGGCUACAAGCGUUGUGCUCGUUGA
This is a messenger RNA of Clunio marinus, 198 nucleotides long. The record is from the annotation of a GenBank genome assembly. Lineage: Eukaryota; Metazoa; Arthropoda; Insecta; Diptera; Chironomidae.